GGCAUUGAAUUUAACACUGUGAUUUUUGGUGAUGAAAAGUACAAUAAUGUUAUUCUGGAACAUUUAUACUUUAUAUUCGACCUCGUUCUUCGUCUUCGACAUUAUACUAGGCAAAAGACAAGGGGGAUUGCAAUGUUCCUAUGGACAUGAAUGGGACUAUACACUGGAAAAAUGUGUUUCGAGGAAGUCUAUUUCAAAAGCUUGCAAAGACGGAUUUUAUGGAGCAGAUUGCAAUACACCCUGUUCAAAUGGACGAUAUGGUAAACAUUGUGAGCUGAUAUGUACGUGUGCAGAACAGGACUGUCACCACAUUUACGGCUGCAAAAAAAAUCCAUCGGAAUGUGAAGUUGGGAAAAUCGGUCUUUAUUGUGAGCUACCAUGUCCGUAUCCAGCUUUUGGGAAGCAGUGCCAGAGAAAAUGCGAUUGUGGGCAGCAGCAUUGUGAUACAAAACAUGGAUGUAUAGGUGCAUCAACUCUUAAUAAAGAACACAUCACGAGUACCAGAUUUCAUGUUUUUUCUUCUAUCAGCCAGAAAACAGAAGAAAAUGCAUCGGAAAACCUCGGGAACCAUCCCAUGUCUGCUAUAAUGUCUGAGAAUGCGACUGAAAGCACGAAAAAAGUACUACUGACUGUUAUUAUGGUUCUUAUGGUUAUUGCUUCAAUAUUACUGGUGGUAUAUGUGUGGACAUUUUUCUGGAAAGUUCCUUCUGAAUCAGUUCCUUACAAUGUCUGAGUACUUUGUUAUAAAUAGACAGGUUAUUAUUGUCAAAAAGAUUAUACGUUAUCAUAUGAAAAAAAAAAUUCUAUUCACUUCACUCUCAGGUAUGUACAUAAUUGUAAAAGCAUUUCCAUCGACAAUAUUACUUAUUUCAAUACAAAGUUCA
Molecule: messenger RNA, 884 nt
Organism: Saccostrea cuccullata (small rock oyster)
Lineage: Eukaryota; Metazoa; Mollusca; Bivalvia; Ostreida; Ostreidae
Product: multiple epidermal growth factor-like domains protein 10
Exons: 6
Coding region: 32-733 (233 amino acids)
Molecular function (GO): scavenger receptor activity
Source: RefSeq, a predicted model, not a curated record